UUUCCUCAAAUUUAAAAAGUAAUUUACAGUGUUCUGUUAACAUUCAAAUAAAAUGGAUCGUUGGAUUAAUAAAGUUGCAGUGGUGACUGGUGCAAGUUCAGGAAUUGGUGAAACCCUCGUAAAAGCGUUAAUGAAAAAAAAUAUUAAAGUCGUCGGAUUAGCGAGAAGAGUUGAGAAUAUGGAAAAAAUUAAAAAUGAAUUAAAAAAUGAAAAAUGUGCUUUUUAUCCAAUUAAAUGUGAUCUCAGUAAAGAAGAGGAUAUUAUCAAUGCUUUUCAAUGGAUUGAGAAUAAUUUUCAAACUAUCGAUAUUCUUGUUAAUAAUGCUGGAAUUAUGACAGAAAAUUUGUGCCUUGAGAGUUCAACAGAAAAUUUGAAAAAAAUUGUUGAUGUUAAUUUAAUUGGACCCACUAUCUGUACGAGGGAAGCUGUAAGAAUUAUUAGGUCAAAUAAUACAGUUGGUCAUAUCAUUAACAUAGACAGUAUUUUGGGACAAAAUGUUGCAUUUUACAAUAGUUCCGCAUUUGAUAUGUACAGUCCAUCUAAAUUUGCUCUUAAGGCUAUGAGUCAAGUGAUCGAAUUUGAAUUGGAACACAUAAAAAAUUCUACAAAAAUAACUACAAUAUUUCCAGGAUUAGUGAAUACAGAUUUACCACCACAGGAAGCAUUGAAAAUUAUUCCUUAUCUUAAUACUGAUGAUGUUUGCGAUGCAAUUAUUUAUGUUUUAUCAACUCCUUCACAUGUACAGAUUAAGGAAUUAUUAAUUACUCCAGUUUUAUAGUUUUUUUUUUGAAUGAAUAUUUGUCAAUUUUAUCAAUAUAAAUGCUAAAUUUAUAAAUAAAGCUAGAUACAAAAUAUUUCUUUUCUUUUAUUGACUUGAAAUAAAUCAUCUAUUAGUUCUGGUAGACCGAAAUUAAUGUCAGGUAGCUGAAUUACCGACUGUUGAUCAAAAUGGAAAUCUACAUUACCGACUGUUGA
Molecule: messenger RNA, 975 nt
Organism: Leptopilina boulardi
Lineage: Eukaryota; Metazoa; Arthropoda; Insecta; Hymenoptera; Figitidae
Product: farnesol dehydrogenase-like
Exons: 5
Coding region: 53-778 (241 amino acids)
Source: RefSeq, a predicted model, not a curated record